Molecule: messenger RNA, 2037 nt
Organism: Cladophialophora psammophila CBS 110553
Lineage: Eukaryota; Fungi; Ascomycota; Eurotiomycetes; Chaetothyriales; Herpotrichiellaceae
Exons: 1
Coding region: 1-2037 (678 amino acids)
Cellular component (GO): nucleus; cytoplasm
Molecular function (GO): GTPase regulator activity
Source: RefSeq, a predicted model, not a curated record
AUGGACGUUUUCCUGGGGAAAGUGACCCAACAGGCCAUGAACUAUGCCAUUCGUUCAGGUGUUACCAUUACAGCGUCAUACGCGAUCAGGCAAUCAGCCAAACUCCUCAACAGCACGCCGAAAAGCAACGUUCGAGAUGAAUUGUAUGCCUUGCAACAACGACUGCAGCAUAAAAUCCGCAUCGUGUCGCCGGCUAUUGACAUGAUCGAACUGAUUGCAGCUCGAGGAAACACCUCUCUAGAAUCAGCUGUCGCUCUCACCAAGGAGCUGCGCCUCGAGAUACAAUCUCUGGGACAACGACUAGCCAAGGCAGCAGAGGAACAAGCUGCUCGGAAGACCAGCAAGCUCAGUAGCCAAGCCAAAGCUCAGACUGAAGCAGAUUUGGCAUUGAUUGUCAAGGACAUCAAAAAGCUACUGGAGAGGAUUGAAGAUGCCGUGCCCUUGAUCAAUCUCGCCAUCACUACCUCCGGUGCCAGUCUUUCAACGUCAUUACCGCAAUCUAUUUCCCCUUCACGACUUCUACAAGCCAGCACGUUCCUUACAGCGGGCGACACUCAGUAUUCCAUCUCUCCAAAUCACGCCGUUCAAAUCGGACCCACAUUCACUCUUACCGUCUACAUGCUGUUUGCGGGCCAUGACCGCCCCCAAACCGAAGAAGAUAUCCGGGAAACAACUUGGAAGGAAGUAAUUCAUAAAGCAAGAGUGAAGCUACGGCGAGUUCCCCUCGACGUCGUGCUCGGGACUGGGUCCGGAUCCGAUGCCAUUCCUGCCGCCGAAAUCUCUUCUCCUUGUGCGAUUCCAAAUGCAAAGACCGACCUGCCUGGCUCCGCACCAAGUAUCCGUGCAGAUGCCCGAGCCGAUGAAUACGCCUACCAAAUGAUGAUCAUUGAAGACUUUGACGACGAUCGCGUCCACGACUUCGAAGACGACCAGGCUCAUCCGGGCCCGUUUGACGAUGUCAUGCUCGCAGGAAUACGGGAGAUGAUUCCUGUACAUGAGAUAUCCAAGAUAUUCUAUGCAGAUACGAGCAAAGUCCUGAAUAUCGGGAGCGAUGCAGAGAGUAAUCAUCCAGUGUUGCUGUUGAAGAGAGACCUGAACGCAAUCCCACCGAGGCGAAUGGGGGACAGAGAUGGGGCGCUAGGAAUAGCAGAAGUCGACCACGAUAGUGAGCAAGCUCAAGAUCUAGUAGCAGAGCUGGAAGAGAAGCUGCAGGAACAGCAAUAUGUCGAAGAAGACCACAACGGUGAUCCAUGGCGCUUCCCGCCGUCUCUCGACCCAGAAUGGAUUGCGUUUGAAGUGUACACGGAGUCUGAACCAAGCGAUACUGAAUCCGAUAUCGAAGGAGAAUCCGCCGAUAAUACAAGUAACAAGGACGACACUACGCCCCAACUCACAAAUUCAAUGGCAAACAUGCACAUCACCUCGCCUCCCCAAUCCUCUGCUCCACCUUGGGCCAACUCUAUCCGCACCUCUUUAUCUCUCCUCGAACUCCUGUUGCGACUCACCUCUCUGCAACAAUUCCAGCAACAAUCACACCUCUCCAUUACAGACGAACUGCUUACUUUCUUCUUGGAAGAGAGCGCCUCGACGGGCGCAGGAGGGGAUGAGAAGUAUCGGCAGGCGCUGAGAGCCGACGCGAGGAGGAGAGUCGGGUGGGAUCCGUACGAUGAAAGUCCCGUCAAGAGGCGGGGGGAAGAGUAUCAGUAUCAGAGCGGGGGGUACUAUGAUGAAAGUAAUACGAGCCUGAGGAGCCCGCAGAGCGUCGGCAACAUCAGUAGCGGUGGAGAGGGAUGGGUGAUCAGUCCUCCGAGAAACGGGAAUGGAAAUGUCAAGGCGCCUAGACGGGUGACGAUGAUGUCGCCUAGUCCGUCACCUGCGCCGUCGCCGAUAGAGACACCCGGAAAGGCCGGGAGGGCGGGAUGGCUAAGGCGAGAGGGAGGUGAUGGAAGCAGGAAGGGGAGUCCACUUAGGCCGCAGACCGCAAUGACGGACGAGGGUAUCGGGACAAGUCCUGCAAGUGCAGUCAAUAAGGCUUGA